Scomber scombrus (Atlantic mackerel) is the source of this 1950-nucleotide messenger RNA. RefSeq names its product neurexophilin 2a (gene nxph2a). The transcript has 3 exons. Gene Ontology annotation, molecular function: signaling receptor binding. The record is from RefSeq and is a predicted model, not a curated record. Bases 376 to 1167 code for a protein of 263 amino acids. Lineage: Eukaryota; Metazoa; Chordata; Actinopteri; Scombriformes; Scombridae.
GUUGCUCGGGAUUAUAUAGGGGAAAAGAUACCUCACAGUUUAUGUCGGUUUGGCUUGAUUCGCAACUUAGGAGUGUUGUUUCAACUGAGCCAUUAGCCGAUUCACCUGGUUUGAAGAGAAAUCAAAGAGUCCCAGCUGCUCAGGGGAACAUUCACUCAUCAACAGCCUGAGAGACGAAGACAACUGUGAGGAAUUUAGGACACUCUGCCUGAAGUGGAUUGAACAAGGAUGAUUCCCACCGCCUAAGUGAGGUAUUGCAUUUGAAAAACGGUGAUCACAGCAAUGUUUCAGCGGCAUGUGCGUCUGCCCCUAUCCAAAUCUUCCAGAGAGGAUUUAAGCGCCGCUCAUCUUGAAUAAGUCGAGAAGUCAUUGAAGAUGAGAGCUCUGCAAACAUUCCUGUUCUUUGUCCUCCUGCACCAGGUCACAUGCAGGAAAGUGCGUGGAGGAGCCACAGAGCUCAUCGAGUGGGGGGACAGAGUUAAUGAACAGAAGACUUCUCCCAUGGGGGCGAGUCCACAGAUCCUCAACCCCCUGCGUUUGUUUGCCAGGGGCUCCCCGGGGUUCAAGAGCAACAUGAGGGAAGUGACAUAUUUACAGAACAUGGAGGACUUCUGGGACUGGUUAUCUAACCAGACAGAUGUUCAGGGUGCACAGGCCAGAACUAAACGCAGGCCCAUUGUCAAGACCGGCAAGUUCAAAAAGAUGUUCGGGUGGGGGGACUUCCACUCCAACAUCAAGACCGUCAAACUAAACCUGCUGAUCACAGGGAAGAUCGUGGACCACGGGAAUGGCACUUUUAGCGUUUACUUCCGCCACAACUCCACAGGCCUAGGAAAUGUGUCAGUCAGCCUGGUGCCGCCCUCCAAGGUGGUGGAGUUUGAGAUCGCCCAGCAGUCUACACUGGAGACCAAAGACACCAAAUCAUUCAACUGUCGCAUUGAGUAUGAGAAGACGGACCGCAGCAAGAAGAAUACCCAUUGCAGCCAUGACCCAUCCAAGGGGUGCUAUCAGGAGCAGACGCAGAGCCACGUGUCCUGGCUGUGCUCAAAACCUUUCAAAGUCAUAUGCAUCUAUAUAGCCUUUUACAGUGAAGACUAUAAACUGGUGCAGAAAGUAUGCCCUGACUACAACUACCAUAGUGACACACCGUACUCCUCCACAGGAUGACCUAGCUGUUGUUAGUAUGCAUCGAUCUUUUGUUUUACCAUUAAACAAUGUAAAUUUCAACCUCUUAGUCCCCAAACACCUAAAUACCUGAGCCAGUUUGCUGGAAGUGCAACUUGUAAUAGGGCGCACACUGGAGGGAUUUGGUGCAUUAUUACAAAGGUUUUGUAUAUAAUUCAGACAAGUAUAAAGCUCUAACACUUCAGAUAGUUAGGUGUCCAGGGACUUGGUUUAAGGGGUUGACUUGGGAUUCAGAGCUAGCUACCAACCCUGGGUGAUUCCUCCCCAUCACAACAGCACAUGUUCUCUGUAAAACACUAGUAAUUAGUAUGUUGUCCAGAUGUUUUCUUUAAGGCUAGACCAUAGGCAAGCAGCCUCCCAGUUGGAAGUACGUCACUGGCUUCUGUGCCAGUGCUGCACUGAUGCUAACAUUGUCUAGCUAUUCCCUCAACUCAUUUAAUCCUUGUGCCUCACUUUAAAAAAGUUGCACUGAUGUCGUUAAAGGACAAGAAUGUCAGUGUCAAAAGACUGCCAUAAAAAUAUGUUAAUACUAUUUUCCACUUUCACUGAGUUAAAUCUUUUAACCAGCUUCAGUCCUAAUCAUCACCACCAAAUAUCCAUUCAUUUUCAGAAUUUUAACAAUUUUAAUGCCAAUUUGUUUAUAUAAUGCAUCUGUUGUUUUUUCAAUGAAUAAACAAAACAACAUUUAUUUUUUUCCUAUAUACUAAGGGGAUCCCGUAGGCUAUAUACUAAGGGGAUCCCUUAUACUAAGGGGACCCCCCCCCC